Messenger RNA from Uloborus diversus, 1288 nucleotides. RefSeq lists its product as uncharacterized. The record is from RefSeq and is a predicted model, not a curated record. The transcript is spliced from 12 exons. The coding region runs from base 61 to 1188 and encodes 375 amino acids. Lineage: Eukaryota; Metazoa; Arthropoda; Arachnida; Araneae; Uloboridae.
CUUUGUUUUUCUUCAUUCAUUCUCUCGGUCGUCUGAAGAGGACAUAUCUUUAACUUCUGGAUGUUUACAAACAGAGGGAAACUUGAAAGAUUGGUGUUAAAGAAGUUUUCAAUGUUCAACUCUUUUGUGUACAUGGCAUUUUCCAACAAAUUUCCCAAUGGCUGCUGCCAAAGGAAACAGAAAGUGAUGAACUCGAAAUUUCUGAAAAAUAUUAUAAAAUGUCUCAAUGAAAAUAGUCAUUCUCAUAUGUUGAAAAGAAGAGGAAGUUUAGAAUUUGAGAUUACGUUCAAGCAUAUGAAAGAUCCUACUUGGCAACCAGAAGAUAUCAGUUUAUUUAUAGAGAUGGAUUUCCUGUACAAGCCUAAGCGCCAAGAAAACAAAAAAUUCUUUGAGCUAUGCAAAGGCCGAUUUAAGGCAAAUAUGAGAAAGCUAUGUGACUUAGGAGUGCUCAAAGAGGAAGUGUGUGAUGAAAGCGAUCCAAACAUGAAAAAGUCGGUUAAGAAGAAAAGGUACAGAUUUAUGAAAAUGUAUGAUGAACUUAUUCCUACUACAGAAGAGAAAAUGGCAAAGAAGGCUUUUUUGGAUGCUUGUAAGGACAUAGAUGAAGAAAAUACAAAUAUUUUAUCUCACUUCCUGUGUCUUUCAAACAAUGCAAAUCAUGGUGUAGUGCAUUUGAAUCCCAAUGAAAAGGAGGUUGAGCCAUUAUUGUUUGAAACGGGAAAGAGUAUCCAGGAAACUAUGGAAACCUUGCAUUCAUACAUUGAGUGCUCUAGGAACAAGGAAAUGGAAAUAAUUAUGUUUGCUGAGAAUGUGGAACACCAACCACUGUUACCUGUUUGCAAAGACAUGAAGGAUGAUAGAGAGAUACAAAAUAAAGUGAUAGUGUUUUCAGAUGUUCAGCAUCAUGCAAGCAAGGAAAUGGAAGUAGUUACUGAUAUGCUUGGAGAAACUGAAGAAAGUGUAGAUUUGAAUAAGUUUUUGAUAAGAUAUGAACCUGAUGAUGAGCCACAGAGUGGCAUGAAAAAUAAGCUUGAAAUGGAAAGCAGCACUGAUCCUUUUCUCCCCAAUGUGUAUGAAGAUGAACAUCCCUGUGAUGAUGCCAUGUUAUUAAUUUCUGAAUUGAAAACUUGUGGUUCAGUAUUUUCAUUCAGUCAAAAUGAUGAAGACAUACUUUCAAUAUAUGGAUAGCUGAAGCAUGAGACUGCAGUGCAGUGAAUUUGAAUUUAUAGUUGAGCUGUUAGUAACACUUUUUAGAUGUACUAAUAAAACCUUGUAGGUAGAAAUAAAA